Molecule: messenger RNA, 1632 nt
Organism: Phanerochaete carnosa HHB-10118-sp
Lineage: Eukaryota; Fungi; Basidiomycota; Agaricomycetes; Polyporales; Phanerochaetaceae
Exons: 7
Coding region: 1-1632 (543 amino acids)
Biological process (GO): maturation of SSU-rRNA from tricistronic rRNA transcript (SSU-rRNA, 5.8S rRNA, LSU-rRNA)
Cellular component (GO): 90S preribosome; small-subunit processome; nucleolus
Molecular function (GO): protein binding
Source: RefSeq, a predicted model, not a curated record
AUGGACUCUCUCCUCGCUAAAGCGGAUGCCAUACGACCAGCGCCGAAGAGACGGAAGAUCGACAAGGAUGGCCACCACAAGCCAAGCGGUUCAAAGCAGGCAGAGAAUAGUCAUGACAAGACCUUAAACUCUGUUGCGCGACAUACUGCCCUUCCCCCAUCUCUCCGUCUCACUUCCCCUCCGCCAGAAGGUGUCAAGAAGUACAAUCAUAUUGCAAACAAGAAACUUCGUACUCAGCUCACACGACAGUCCACUCUUGCUGCAAGGCAAAAGGCGCUACUGAAGGAUGCUGAGCUGCUGUUGACAGAAGAGGCUGGGAUGAUCGAAGCGGAGGGAGAACUGGAGAAGACAUGGAGGGUCGGUCAAAGCGAGGUUGUCCAAGCGGCGGGGCAGGAGGCGGCAAAGGGAAGAAAAGAGUGGGUGUUGGACGGUGGUCCGUACCUAUCACGGUACACAAGAAACGGAAGACAUAUGGCUAUUGUCGGAAAGAAGGGUCAUGUGGCGACGUUCGACUGGCAGACUGCAACUAUGCAUUCUGAGCUUCAGCUUGGCGAGACAUGUCGGGAUAUAACGUUUCUCCAUGACCAUUCACAUUAUGCUGUCGCACAGAAGAAAUAUGUCUUCAUCUAUGACCGCGAUGGUGUGGAACUCCAUAGGCUCAAGUCGCACAUUGAGCCGACGCGUCUCGAAUUUUUGCCUUAUCAUUGGCUGCUCGCUAGUGUGGGAAACGCUGGUUGGCUCAAAUACCAGGACACCUCCACCGGCAAGGUGGUCGCUGAACAUCGGACAAAGCUGGGUGCCUGUAAUACUAUGUGCCAAAAUCGGCAUAACGCCGUCAUUCACCUCGGUCACCAGAAUGGUACUGUUACGCUCUGGACACCGAACUUGCCGCAUCCUGCGGUCCGUCUACUGGCCCACCUCGGCCCAGUUGCUGGGCUUGGGGUGGAUCCGAGCUCUGGAGGCAGAUACAUGGCAACGUCUGGCCGGGACGGUACCGUGAAAGUGUGGGAUUGUCGAAACUGGAAAGGCGCGGUCAGAGAGUGGAAAACGCGAGGAGGUGGUGCUGAGCUUGAAUGGAGUCAGAAGGGCGUGCUGGCGGUCGCCACCGGUGGCAGCGUAAAUACAUACGCGAAGCCGGCGAUACAUUCUCCUUUUACUGGUUCAGUGCAACCCCCUUUAUACCUCACACAUCCUAUUCCCCAUCGUCCGCUUAUCUCUGUCCGCUUCUGCCCUUUCCAAGAUAUUCUCACCAUCGGACACUCUGCCGGUCUCUCCAGUAUCCUAGUUCCCGGUUCAGGUGAGCCCAAUUUCGACAGUUCGGAGGCCGAUCCCUUCGAGAAUAAGAGGGCCAGAAGAGAAAGGGAGGUGAAGAACUUGCUCGACAAGAUACAACCAGACGCUAUCACCCUCGACCCUGAAUUUAUCAGCUCACUUGCGCCCGAACCCAAACUCACAACCGCCGUCAACGACAAGAUCGAGGUGCCCUACGCCCAACUGCCACGUCUCGAACGUUUGCGUAAAAUGCGUGGAAAGAAUAAGAGCCUCAAGCGGUACUUGCGCAAGCAGAGGAAGAAUGUCAUCGAUCCGAAAGCUGUAGGUCUUGCUGGUUCGUGUGUGUUAGUCAGUGGUUAA